Messenger RNA from Candidozyma duobushaemuli, 822 nucleotides. RefSeq names its product exosome non-catalytic core subunit. The record is from RefSeq and is a predicted model, not a curated record. Gene Ontology annotation, molecular function: RNA binding. Gene Ontology annotation, cellular component: nuclear exosome (RNase complex); cytoplasm. Gene Ontology annotation, biological process: RNA processing. NCBI's taxonomy places the organism in Eukaryota, Fungi, Ascomycota, Pichiomycetes, Serinales, Metschnikowiaceae. Bases 1 to 822 code for a protein of 273 amino acids. The transcript has a single exon.
AUGGACACAGCGGUGCCGGGCCAGUACCUCAUGGCGGCCAGUAAGGAGGAGAAUGGCGUGCAGCAGCGGUAUUUUCCUGGAAAAGGAGCCGUGGUGACAAAAGUUGAUGUUGAAGGAGGCCAGGCUGAGAUCAUUCUGGCGACGGUGCUAGGACGUGUGGUGGUUCAGCAACUCCAGCUGGAGGAGAAGAACCAGGACUUUUUGGUUUCCGUGAUUCCCAAAACGGACUACUCCGAGUUCAAGCAAGUCGCUGCAGACGCCCAGGCGGCGGUCUCGGCCACUUCGACCAAUUUGCCCCGAGAAGGCGAUGUGGUUUUGGUCAAGGUCAUCAGACUCAAUCCCAAACAAGCAACAUGCGAGAUUUUGUGUGUUGAAGGCGCCGGCAAUGUCUCGUCCGAUCUGGGAAUGGGCUCCACAGGCACGUCGGCCCAGUUUUCCGUCCCCAUGGGUGGAGGUUCUCAGCUUCUUUCGUCCUAUGGAGCUGUGGCUUCUUUCCAAGGCAGUCUGGCGGGUGCCCAGCCUGUGGACGUUGGCGAGGCCUUCAGAGGAAUUAUCAGAACCCAGGAUGUGAGGUCUACGGAGAGAGAUAAGGUGAAGAUUGUGGAGUGCUUCAAACCAGGCGAUGUGGUUCGUGCGCUGGUGCUUUCGCUAGGCGACGGCUCCAACUACUAUUUGACCACGGCACGCAACGACUUGGGUGUGGUUUUUGCCAAGAGCGAAGGCGGUGCUGGUGAGCAGAUGUUGGCUAUAGACUGGGAGACGAUGGUGUGUGAGCGUACUGGAGUGACGGAGAAGAGGAAGUGUGCCAAGCUCUUUUCGUAG